Messenger RNA from Aspergillus fischeri NRRL 181, 1806 nucleotides. RefSeq names its product transcription factor domain-containing protein. Gene Ontology annotation, molecular function: RNA polymerase II cis-regulatory region sequence-specific DNA binding; DNA-binding transcription factor activity, RNA polymerase II-specific; zinc ion binding. The record is from RefSeq and is a predicted model, not a curated record. Gene Ontology annotation, cellular component: chromatin. The transcript has 5 exons. Gene Ontology annotation, biological process: regulation of transcription by RNA polymerase II; DNA-templated transcription. Lineage: Eukaryota; Fungi; Ascomycota; Eurotiomycetes; Eurotiales; Aspergillaceae. The coding region runs from base 1 to 1806 and encodes 601 amino acids.
AUGGCAGUGCACAUACUGCUGCACGAGUUUCAGCCGCGCCGAGCAUCUACGCCGACACCUUCGGUCACAGACCUUCUGAAACGCCAUGAGAGGACAUGCAGAGUCAGAGAAGAACAGGAAGAGGUCGUGGAGGCUCCUGCGGACUUUCAGUCAAAUCAGCGAGAUCGACAGAGUGAAAGCGAGAGAGCCGUUGUCUCGUCAUGUUCAACCCGAAAUGGAGACCUCCCUGACCUUCCCAGCUCAGUGGACUUUGCCGCGCUGGACUUUUUAUUUUCACCAGCGCUAGUUUCGGACAGCAUCACGAUGGCUGAAAGACUGGAAUAUCUCGCCUACUUUACGAGCGCCAAUGGUAUGGCUACGUUUCUGGACCGCGAGACGCUCAAACAGCGACAGGAGCUCCUCAAGGGGGUUGACCGACACUCGUACGAAAGAAUAUGCAAAGAAGCGCAUCGUGCAGACUUGCUGCCAGAAACAAUUGAUCCCUCGCUCAUCCACCUGCCGUCAUCCAUUGACGAGGAUAUGCUCAUUUACAAGGCCCACGAGAUCACGCAGUGUAUCCACCGAACCAUCACCACAAAGUCAGACAAAACCAUCAUCAAACUGGACUGGACCCUUGCCGUCCAACAAUCCUGCUCCGCUUUCUUCUCAGCUAGCAAUAUCCGCCGCUUUCUGGAAUAUUUCUGGUCAUUGUGGUACCCCAACUGUCCCAUCGUGCAUCGCCCGUCGUUUGAUCCAGAGACAGCGCGGACAGCUCUGCUGUGCGUUAUGCUGAUUAUUGGAGCGUGUCUGUCGCCGCAUGAGGAAGACGCCGAAGCGGCCAAGAUGUGGUUGGACAGCGUCGAGGAAAUGGUAUUCGGUGAUGAGGUUUUUAUGGAGAAAGAGACGUCCGACACGUCGUCGGGUCAGCUAUACGACAAGGCCGAAUGGAUGAAGAAGCGCGUCGAAUGUAUCCAGGCGGCAUAUCUGGUCUGCUCACUGCAGAAAAGGGAGGGGUCCGUGGAGGCGCAGGGGCGCGUGAGGAGGUAUCGACAUGCAACUCUGGUUAUGCUGGCGAGAGACAUCGGGCUUGAAUCGGCCACGCAUCGCAACUUGCGGCUGGAGAGCCCCUCCAAGUCAUGGUGGAGCCAGUUUGUCAUUGAGGAGGAAUUGAUUCGGACUCGGACGUUCAUAUUCCUGAUCGAUGCCGCCAUGGCGAUCUUCCACCACGCUCCGCCACGGAUGGUGGUUUCGGAGCUCAAGAUGGACAUGGCUUGCCCCGAGGCUUGUUUUCAGGCAGACACAGCUACAGAGUGCUUUCACGCCCUGAGGGAAUGGGAAGGGUCUAUCUUCUGGUCUGAGAGACUGUCCGUCGCUGGCGUGGUACGGAGGAUAUGCCAAAGACAGUUGGAUGGCCACUCUGUCCUCGAGUUUUCAAAGAUGGGAACGCUGAAUCUGUUUACGACUGUACAAGCUCUACAUUCUUUUACGUUUCAUCUGCAAAACUCCUUGGUCUUCGAGUCCAGCCUCGCCCCGGUUCAAACCGGUUUGGAGAACUGGCGUCGAAUAUGGAACGCACGACAACCCGAGGACAAGGACAUUCCCGACGAACCGCAGUCUAUCUGGAAGAAGAUCGGUUUUGUGCGGUAUGCACCUGAAUUCUGGCACUUGGCUCGAAUCAUCGUUGCCCGAAUCAUCGCCAGUGCUAGCGAUGAUCAAUGUCCUCUGCCUACAGAGCGGGGUCUCUCUCGCUUCGAUCAUACUGACAUGAGAGAUAUUAAUGGAUUGAUCACGGAAUACCGACAAAUGAAUCUGGGAGUUACGCCGUGA